Messenger RNA from Lotus japonicus, 1252 nucleotides. RefSeq lists its product as uncharacterized. The transcript is spliced from 5 exons. Gene Ontology annotation, cellular component: nucleus; 90S preribosome. Bases 268 to 1044 code for a protein of 258 amino acids. The record is from RefSeq and is a predicted model, not a curated record. NCBI's taxonomy places the organism in Eukaryota, Viridiplantae, Streptophyta, Magnoliopsida, Fabales, Fabaceae.
UUGGUCAACCGGUGGACCAGUUUGAAACUUAUCAACCCUAGUGGGCACCAUUAUUUUAUUAAUUAUUGAGAAAAAGUAAUUAAAAAAUGAAGAAGUAGCCUAUUAUAUUAUAUUUGUUGUUAAUGGGCUUGGUUGAAGGCCCAACCCGUUGGUUUGAAGGCGCGCAGGGCUGACUAGUGACUAGGGUGCGUGGGUGCCGUGUGUGUUUACACUUUACAUUACAGUGCAGCGGCGCCGGCGAGGUGAGUGAAGAAGAAGAAAGAGAGAAUGGCGAGUGAGAAGAGAAAGCGAAAUAACAACAACAAUGAUGAUAGAGGAAUGAAAACGAAAAAGAAGGAAAAGGAAAAGGUGGCAAAUGAAGGAGAAGGAGGUUCUAUUUCUUCUUCGUCGGAGGAGCAAUUGCGUUUUUUGGUGGAUCAAUUUCAGGCCGCCAAGGGUGUUCAACUUUCUUCUCUGGAGUUGGAAUCCCUCACCGCAGAUAGAUGCAUUUUGGAACGACAACAUCAUUCUGAUGAUGUUACACAAUUGGCCAAUACUAUCAAAGCAGCUUUUGGGGCUUCAUGGAAACACCUGCUCUGUGAUUCUGUUUCUCAUGCUAACAUCCCUGCUGGUAGCCCCGCCCUUCUUAUCCUCACUUCCUCUGCCUUAAGAUCCAUACACCUUUUAAGGGGCUUUCGUUCUAUGACAAAAGAAUGUCAACCUGUCAAGUUAUUCUCAAAGCAUAUCAAAGUUGAACAACAGAUUGCUUUGUUAAAAAACCGUGUUAACAUUGCUAGCGGCACACCAAGCAGGAUAAAGAAGCUUAUUGACAUUGAGGCGUUAGGCCUUUCAAGGUUACAAGUACUUGUGCUUGACAUGCAUCCGGAUGUAAAGGGCUAUUCUUUAUUCUCCCUUCCACAAGUCAGAGAUGAAUUCUGGGACCUGUUCAAGAAUUAUUUUUAUGAACCAAUGAUCAAGGGUAAUCUGCGCAUUUGUCUCUAUGGUCCAUACCAGCUGGCUGCUCGUUCAAAAGGCAAAAAAGGACUUCCUGUUCCUGAUAAGUAAUGUACAACAGUUAACCACACCUGCAGUGCCUUGUUUUAGGCGUGUAUUCUUGCAAUUAGUUUAUUAUUGCGAUUGCCAUACUAGUUAUCUUUAAAUGACGUCGGUUUUGUAUACUUGAAGUGUUUGUAGCUCAAAGUAUUUGGAAUAUUUCAAAUUUUGAAUUCGAGGAUUCAAAAUUCAAGUUAAUUCAUCCUUCACUAUUCUAUAA